UUUUGGGUUGCGUCAAUUACCAUAGGAAUUUCACGAAAAUGUUUUGUAUUUUUUCGUUUCAGAUCAUUUUAUGAUGGAUUCCAUCAAAAACCCAAUUGUUGUCACGUACUUUCGUACGUACAUCGAACGGACCUUUCGUUCAGUCUACAGGCCGAAUGGGUUAACCGAUUAGGACGCAAUUUUCGAGUUUUACAUCGGAGGAACCAGCUGAUGGGAUUUCAAUCGAAAAAAUUUCAGAUUUGGCCCUAUUAUGGGUUCGAGAAGCCCUCUUCCGGUUUUUUGGGGAAAAAUUAUUAUACGGACAUAGUAACCCGUAUAAAACCCAAAUUUUGGAUAAGUAUCCUACGUGUAUAUAUACACGUCCUUUGGUAGUCGAACUAUGGAGUUUUUGUACAACAUAGGGCCGUAGGCGUAUUUUGUGAUUUUAGGGGGCUUUACCUUUCUUUUAGGGUAGGCCAAAUAGGUUGACUGAUUGGGACCCUAUUUUUAGUUUUUACAUCGGAGUAAUAAUAUAUUAAGGUAGCAACCCGUAUAAAACCCAAAUUUCGGAUAUGUGUACUGCGUGUAUAUCUACACGUCUUUGGGUAGUCGAACUAUGGAAGUUUCUGUAAAGUCAUUUCUGUAAAGGUUAAAUUCAACAAUGUAUUAAACGCCAAUAUGUUUGUAAUUUUAAAAUAAACUAAGUAUACGAUCUGAGAUUCGCGUAAUAGGCUGAACGAAGAAAACAGGACCAUGUGGUUGGAUUAGAGUCAAUCAUUUCAAAUUAUCAAUCAUGCACACCUAAUCAUAGAUUCCGCAUACACAAUGUAAUAAAUUUUUUAUAUUUCAGUGAAAGAUGCACAACAGAAGUGGAAGUCCCUGAGAGACUACUACAGAAAAGAAAUUCGAAAAAUGCAAGAGGAGCGAUCGGGAUCCAGUGCUGACACCAUUUACAAGUCGAAUUGGCCCUAUUUUAUGUUAUUGGAUUUUUUGAGAUCUCAGUUCAAGACGAGACCUACUUCAGGUAACUUAAAAGAGAAAAUCAAACCUAACAAGUGCUUGGACUCAGCAGCUACGGAAGGCGUUCCUAUGGCAAGCGACGAAAACUUUGAUUUUGAAAAUAGUCAAAUUGAGGAGUCCUAUGCAUCUAAUCAGCCUCCAAACGAUACAGAGGCUACUGAGAUGAGAACUGAUAGAGACAUGAAUGAUGACUUAGUACAUCCCAACACCUUCAAGAAAAGUGCUAUAAAAAAGGACAGUUUAACUAAGUUAGUCCAAAUUGAAGAAAAAAAAUGGGCUAUACUAGAAGAAAAACGUGGAAGUAGGCAUACAAUCAUCGAAAAACCUGAUGAAGAUUUGCAAUUUUUUGAAAGCCUUCUCCCCCACAUAAAACAUAUCAAUGGUGUGGAUAAAUUACGUUUUAGAAAUGAAGUUCAAAACUUAGUAAUAAAAUACGCGUAUCCAACUAACACAAAUCAGCAUUCUGUAUCAUCUGAGAGCACCAAUCUACAUUCUCGAUCAUCUACAAGCCGAUCUGUGUAUCACUCUGAAACAUCUACGCCCUUACCACAGCAAGAUGAGGGUAGUAAUUCUAUCUUGGAUUUGGAUUCUUGGAAUUCUGCUAAUAGUUAUUCUCCAUAUUAACAGCAUAACUAUUUUCCUACAUCACAAAGUGAAAUAACAAGCUAUUUGUAAUGUGUUUAAAGUAAUAAUAAAUAAUGUUAUUUAAAUUCAAAUGAUCAAUUACUUCCUUUGGUUUAACAUUUUUGAAACUAAGUCAAAGUCAAACAAUCAUAACCACAAGUUAAACAUGGUUCUUACCUUAAUGUUAUCACUAACUUCUCUGCAGGUUCUAUUGGCUGUUGAAUGAAAUUUGUGUAUUUCGAGGCCAUAUGGGGACUUAUGAGAUUCAAAAUAUAUUCAAAAGUACUAUAAUCCAUUCGAGUGUAUUGAAAAAAACGAUCAGGGUAUUUCUUCAGUU
Molecule: messenger RNA, 1960 nt
Organism: Homalodisca vitripennis (glassy-winged sharpshooter)
Lineage: Eukaryota; Metazoa; Arthropoda; Insecta; Hemiptera; Cicadellidae
Exons: 1
Coding region: 892-1623 (243 amino acids)
Molecular function (GO): DNA binding
Source: RefSeq, a predicted model, not a curated record